Molecule: messenger RNA, 1224 nt
Organism: Exophiala aquamarina CBS 119918
Lineage: Eukaryota; Fungi; Ascomycota; Eurotiomycetes; Chaetothyriales; Herpotrichiellaceae
Exons: 3
Coding region: 1-1224 (407 amino acids)
Biological process (GO): polyketide biosynthetic process
Molecular function (GO): acyltransferase activity, transferring groups other than amino-acyl groups
Source: RefSeq, a predicted model, not a curated record
AUGUCGCCCUCAGUAGACCACACAAAGGUCACGCCCCCGUAUGCGCGGCCGAAUCUACAUAUCUAUGGCUUUGGAGUGGAAUAUCCUCCUUAUGAUAUCAAGCCUGAAGAAUUGGCCACCCUCGCGAGGCGUCAUUACCCCAGCACACCAGCCUUAGACAAGGUUCUGUUCGUCAAUGAAUACACAGGAAUUGACUCUCGAUCCGCGAUUGGCAAUAUUGACCACCCCAUUGCCAAUGCGCCUGAUCCACCAACUAUAGCUGAACUCUGUGAUCUGUUCCUUGACCAUGGUGUAAAGCUAUCGGUUGCAGCUGCCCAAAAGGCGAUAGACCAAUGGGGAGGGGAUUUGUCGGAGAUCACCCACGUCGUUGCGACCACAUGCACCAAUUCAGCAAAUCCAGGAUACGAUCAUUACGUUGUCAAGCAGCUCGGUCUGAACCAGAGUAUUGAGAAGGUUCUCUUGCAUGGAGUGGGAUGUUCUGGCGGACUGGCUGCUUUACGCACUGCUGCGAACAUAGCGCUAGGAUCGAGCUUCCGACGAAAACCCGCCCGGAUUCUGGUUCUGGCAUGUGAGAUUUCGAGUACUCUUGUGCGAUCCGAGCUGGACUCGAUCCACAAGAACCAAGAAGUAAGGAUAGGCGUUGCUCUGUUCAGUGACUGCGCAUCAGCGGUCGUAAUUGGUAAUGGGUUCAGUAGUCGUUAUGACGAGGAGCCAAUAUUGGAGUUGUUGGAUUGGGAUCACAGAAUUAUCCAGGAUACCGAGAAGGACCUGGGGUUCGACGUGGAUCCAGUCGGCUGGAAGGUUGUUCUGACUCAACGAGUCCCAAAGCUCGCCUCGGCUGCUGUUCCCGCAAUGUUUGAGGAUCUAGUGAGCAGAAUACCCGAGCUCGUGGAUCAGGGCAAGUUCAAAGGCUCUGAUUAUGACUGGGCACUCCAUCCUGGAGGUGCCACGGUUAUCUCUGGAGUAGAAAAAGCAAUGCAUCUUACUCCUGAGCAUCUCCGUGCAAGCUAUGAGAUUUACAUCACUCAUGGUAACAGCUCUAGUGCCACCAUCUUCAGCGUUAUGCAGAGAUUGACGGAAGGGGAGACCACGGAUCAUAUUGUGGCAUGUGCAUUUGGUCCUGGGAUUGCUGUUGAGAUGAUGAUAUUGAAAAGAGUCAAAGAAGGAUCAAGGACCGGUUCUGAAAGCCCUACAGAGACAUUGGUGGCUGAAGAUGUUGACUGA